AUGGCCGCCCUCCCGCGCUUUACCCUCAUCUUCUACGCGCCCACCUCCGCCGUCGCAGCUUGUAAAUCCGCUAUAUUUGGCGCGGGCGCGGGCCGCUACCCCGGCCCGGGGAACUACACGGAGUGCAGCUGGUCGACCCUCGGCACGGGCCAGUUCCGUCCCGGCGACGCCGCGAACCCGCACCUCGGCUCCGUCGGCGUCCUCGAGGAGAUCCCCGAGGUCCGCGUCGAGACCCUGUGCGUCGGCGAGGACGUCGUCAGGCGCGCCGUGAAGGCGCUGAAGGGCAUAGCCAUAUCCGAAGCAACUCCGCUGACCAAGAAAUCUCCUUUUCCUAGCGCUCAUCCCUACGAAGAACCCGCCUACCACGUCAUCAAGUUAGAGAAUUACUGA
This is a messenger RNA of Daldinia caldariorum, 390 nucleotides long. RefSeq lists its product as uncharacterized. Bases 1 to 390 code for a protein of 129 amino acids. The transcript is spliced from 3 exons. Lineage: Eukaryota; Fungi; Ascomycota; Sordariomycetes; Xylariales; Hypoxylaceae. The record is from RefSeq and is a predicted model, not a curated record.